Porites evermanni is the source of this 960-nucleotide messenger RNA. NCBI's taxonomy places the organism in Eukaryota, Metazoa, Cnidaria, Anthozoa, Scleractinia, Poritidae. The record is from the annotation of a GenBank genome assembly.
AUGAACAUUGCACUGGCCAUGAAUAGUUCAACCAACACAACUCUCAAAGAGUCACGACAGAGCGACAACCAACAUAUUUUCGCAGAAGUUAUUCCCAUAGCAAGUUUGAUCGUCCUUACGAAUGGAGUUGUUUUUCUUCUCUUCUACAAAACGAAAAGCUUACGUACCCCAGCAAACUACCUGCUACUUAGCUUAGCCAUAAGCGACUUAGUGACAGGGUUGAUAAAUAUCCCUCUGUUUAUUGCUCAAACUUUAAACUCAGGUGACUAUCGGAUUCUAUGUGCUUCAAUGCUCUUGCACAAUGUGGCCUCAUUUUCAAUAGCCUAUCAUAUAACCGUCAUUACAGCAGAAAAAUAUCUUGCAGUAGUCAAUCCGUUUGGUCGUAACAUGAUGAGUAAAAAGACAGUUUCCAAGACUGUGAGUAUGGUUUGGCUUUGGUCGGCAUUACUUGGAACACUUCCUUCCUUUUGGUUCGAAAAAUGGUCGCUAUCUCGUGAACCUUCCGCCUUAUACUUUUACGUUGGAUACAACAUUUUCUGCCUCGUCUUCGUGUUUUUGGUGCCGUUUAUGUUUAUGCUUUAUGCGUACUGCGUCAUGUUCAGAGCUAUUUGGAAAUCCUUACAGAGAAGAGAUUCUCGAACCUCGAAGAAGUCUACCAACGAGAAAAAGUGCCUGAUAAUUCUGUUGACAAUGGCAGUCACCUUUGCCAUCUGUUGGCUACCAUUGUUUACAAUGUUCUUAAUAUAUUCUUUCAGUAACGUUGGAUGGAUUAAUACCGCGUCUCACCCCGCCAUGAAACACGCUGCGCAAACGUUUACUAUCAUCCGAUAUCUUAGCUCUGCGAUCGACCCUUUGUUGUACACCUUCUUUAAGCAAGAUUUUUGGAAUGCUUUUCGUGUUGUUUUCUUGAAUGAGCGCCAACCGAGAACUCUCCGGCCAGCAGUGAUCAGAAUGACCUGA